Leucoraja erinaceus (little skate) is the source of this 840-nucleotide messenger RNA. RefSeq lists its product as uncharacterized. Bases 34 to 840 code for a protein of 268 amino acids. NCBI's taxonomy places the organism in Eukaryota, Metazoa, Chordata, Chondrichthyes, Rajiformes, Rajidae. The record is from RefSeq and is a predicted model, not a curated record. The transcript is spliced from 9 exons.
GAGAGAGACUGAGAGGGACGGAGUGAUUUUGGAAUGAAGUGCGUUUACUGGCUUCAUCUCCUCGCGUGGAGUGCAGUCACCACCGGAGCGUGGAGUGCAGUCACCACCGGAGGAGACUUCUAUGACUAUCUGGCUGUGGGUGAUGAUGGAGAGAGUGGAUCAGGCCACAUUCCUGGUUCCCAGGGGGAUCAGCUGGAAAUCUCCACGUUGACAAACCUCAGCAUCUUUUUAAUGGAAUUCAGCCGCCUGAAGAGGUUUCCCGUGGCGGUCAUCGCUAACAAGAUAGACGGGGCGCUGGGCGGCAUGGACUGGGGCACUGUGGAGAAGGGCACCAGGCUCACGGCAGCCUCUACUCUGCUGCACACGGUGGCCCUGGCACUGAUGGCCUCACGUACUGCCAGUGCCGUGGCUCCACUGUCAAUCUCCACCCACAACCUGGACGUUGAAAUCCGUUCCCACCGAGGUAAUGCCACGGCAGACGAGCGGCUGGUCCUGAACGUGGCCGGCAACAAGAUGGAGCUGUACUGGUCGGCCAUCCCCACAGACAACCACACAGGCCCCACCAGGGUGGGAUUCAUCAACUACCACAACCUGGGCUUGGCCCUGGAGGGAGUGGGGGCCGGAGAGGGGGCCAGAGAGGGGGCCGGAGAGGGGGCCAGAGAGGGUCCCGGUCCGGAGCCGGCCGACUUCCGUCUGAUCUCCAGCGUGGUGACGGUGGCGGUGGGCCAGGGGUCCGGCUCAUCGCUGAGGGAGCCCCUCAACCUCACCCUCCUGCACUCUGAGGUGAGGCAUCGACUGACCCACGGUGUGGUCACUUGUGGCCCCAGGACAUGUGUAUAG